AUGAGCAGCACCGCCUGCGACCCGAACUGGCAGCAUGCCACGUUUGCCUACUACCGAUACCACCCUUCUGUGGGUGCCGCUGCUUUGUUCUGCGUUCUGUUCUUUUUGUCCGGCGUGUUCCACUUUAUACAGAUGUGGAAGACAAGGAGUUGGUAUUUGACUCCAUUGGUAAUCGGCUGUUUUUUUGAGUUCAUUGGAUUCGUGGGUAGAGCGGCAUCUGGAGUCCAAGACGUUGGUUGUUGGACUCUGGGGCCAUACCUUAUCCAGAGCAUGUUUAUCUUGCUUGCACCAGCAUUAUUCGCGGCUUCUAUCUACAUGAUUCUCGGUCGAAUCAUCCUCCUUGUCGAUGGACAAGAACAUUCGAUUAUUAGACCACAAUGGUUGACCAAGAUAUUCGUAACUGGAGAUAUUGUUUGUUUCCUCAUGCUGGCUGGAGGCAGCGGAAUUCUAGCCACGGCAAAGAACAAUCAAUCCAUGUCCCACACCGGCAACAACGUCAUUAUUGGAGGCCUUGUGCUGCAAUUAAUCUGGUUCGCCAUUUUCGUCGUCGUCGCAGGCGUGUUCCACUAUCGAAUGCGGUCGAUCCCAACGGCUCGCUCACAACAACCGGAGGUCCGCUGGCAAGUCUACCUCCAGACUUUAUACGUUUCUGCUAUCUUGAUAAUCAUUCGAAAUCUAUUCCGUGUUAUCGAAUACGUCGAAGGAAAUGAUGGGUAUCUGCUUUCCAGGGAGGCCUUUAUUUACAUUUUUGACGCUCUCCCAAUGCUGAUCGUUGUAUUUUGGCUUCACUGGAGACACCCGGGAGAGAUUGGUUUACUGAUGCGUGGAGAGAAGGCGUUCAAGAAUGGGUUUCAACUAAUCAAUGUCGGAGGCCGGAGCUGA
Messenger RNA from Trichoderma breve, 882 nucleotides. Its product is annotated as RTA1 like protein domain-containing protein. Bases 1 to 882 code for a protein of 293 amino acids. The transcript is spliced from 3 exons. NCBI's taxonomy places the organism in Eukaryota, Fungi, Ascomycota, Sordariomycetes, Hypocreales, Hypocreaceae. The record is from RefSeq and is a predicted model, not a curated record. Gene Ontology annotation, cellular component: membrane.